Messenger RNA from Xenia sp. Carnegie-2017, 387 nucleotides. RefSeq lists its product as uncharacterized. The transcript has 2 exons. Bases 1 to 387 code for a protein of 128 amino acids. The record is from RefSeq and is a predicted model, not a curated record. NCBI's taxonomy places the organism in Eukaryota, Metazoa, Cnidaria, Anthozoa, Malacalcyonacea, Xeniidae.
AUGGAUGAUCGUGGAGAAGUUCACUUCUUAUUGGGAAUGCUGAUCAAUCGUGAUCACAAGGCGAAGACAAUAACAAUAAGUCAACGAAAUUAUAUGGAAAAGAUAUCGAAAAGAUUUGGUAUGAAAUCGUGCAAACUGAUGUCCACACCGAUGAAAAAUGGCAAGAAAUUUAAUGAAGUGCAAGAAAACAAGAAGGCAAAACCAAGCAAUGAUCAUUGGAUCGAGGUGAAGCGUGUUCUUUGUUAUCUAAAAGUAACGUUAAAUUAUGGACUGAAGGAUACCGCUGAAAUUAGUUGGUUUUUAGAUUCCGAUCGGGCGAGAGGUAUAGAUUUGAGAAGAUCUACAUCAGAUUACGUUUUUAAACUUGGAGGAAACACAGUGAGUUAA